This is a messenger RNA of Leishmania braziliensis MHOM/BR/75/M2904, 621 nucleotides long. RefSeq lists its product as hypothetical. The record is from RefSeq and is a predicted model, not a curated record. The coding region runs from base 1 to 621 and encodes 206 amino acids. The transcript has a single exon. Lineage: Eukaryota; Euglenozoa; Kinetoplastea; Trypanosomatida; Trypanosomatidae.
AUGUCUGCUCUCGUUCCGCGCGAUGCCGUUGCCCUUCUGUAUCGCCGAUACCUGAAGGCGACAAACCGAAUCCCCAAUGUGACGAUACGGAUGCUCCUGCUGCAGCAAAUCCGCACCGGCUUCCGCCGCAACCGCAGCAUCACAAGCGUCUCGGCGCAGCGCGAGCUCAUCAAUCAAGCACACAAGGACUUGACGGUGUUGGAGGAUGACCGGUUGUCGAGGACUCUGUAUAUCAACCGAUUAGGGCUGGUUUCUUGCCUCGACUGGGAGGUGCGGAGAACAGAGUACAACUUCCGGCCGGAGACGCAGUCUUACCUGGCAGCCUUUCUGAUCUGCGGCUUUACGUUUCUUUUCAUAGUGUUUCUGUACACCGAGAAUCUCGAGACACAACGGCCCGAUAUUGCACAGAUGGUAGACUACAUGGCCAUGCGUCUGGAGGCAGAGUCACCAGAGGAGCUGAAGGAGAUACGCGAGCGGCAGAUUCGCAACUCGCUAGAGCAACGCCAACAUCAAGUAUCACUGGAACAGCGCGUGUUGGCAACGUUUUACAACUCCCCGAAUGCGCCGCCUCCGUCGCUGCGGAACCCGGAGGGCUCGCUGCGCUACGAGCGGCAAAGUUGA